ACAAUAUCACAGUACUUAAGCGUCACUCGUACGAGGCGAUUGAUUUUAAUAAAACUUCUUUUAUUAACAAAAAAUUUUUUUUUUUAAUUCAAAAUGCAAAUAAAGGAUAAAAAAGGAAUUAUUAUAGGAACCGUUAAUCGCUUAGGAAUAGCCUUUUGCCGUGAACUGCUUAGAAAUGGUGCUGAAAAAAUUGUAAUGAUUGGAGACCGAGAGAUUAAUGACAAUGAAAUAUCACCAAUAGAUGAAUUAAAUCAUGAAUUCGGUGAACAACGAGUUACACACUACAACAGCGAUAUAUCGAAGAGUAGCGAAUUAGAUUCAAUAUUCAAAGAAGCAGUGAAUUAUCUUGGAGGACUAGAAAUUCUUAUUAAUAAUGCAGAUCUCUUUAAUGAAGUCGACAUAACAAAAGCUGUUGAUGUUAAUAUUGCUACAGUAAUUCGAAGUAGUCUACUUGGGGUACAACAAAUGGGAAAAGAUAUGGGCAGUAAAGGAGGAAUUAUCGUGAAUGUUGCAUCAAUUUUUGGCCUUGAACCUGUACCACAACUCCCCGUUUACUCAACUGCGAAACAAGCAGUUAUCAGUUUUAGCCGUUCAUUUUCACAACCUUAUCAUUUCAAGAGAACAGGAGUUAAAGUAGUUGUACUUUGUCCAGGAUUAUCGAAAGUCCAGGAUUAUCCGAGUGAAAAAUACCCAAAUAAUGAUUCGGAAGUCACCGAGGCCAAAUGUGCAACAGUUCAUCCCCAAAAAGUUGAAACAGUGGCCCAUGGUUUAGUAUAUGUGAUAAGAUGUGCACAAAAUGGAAGCAUUUGGAUAAGUGAAGACAAUAAUCCUAUUUACGAAGUGCAACUUCCCGACGUUCUUCCUCACAAAUCAAAAGAAGAAGAAUCAUCAAGUUUUUGAAAUUUAUCUUGAAUAAAAAUUUAUUAUUUUUAUUAUAAAUAUAAUAAUAAUUGUUGUUGUAUCUUAGUCAAAUUGAUUGAA
Cotesia glomerata is the source of this 981-nucleotide messenger RNA. RefSeq names its product alcohol dehydrogenase-like. The coding region runs from base 94 to 900 and encodes 268 amino acids. The transcript is spliced from 6 exons. Gene Ontology annotation, cellular component: cytoplasm. Gene Ontology annotation, molecular function: oxidoreductase activity, acting on the CH-OH group of donors, NAD or NADP as acceptor. NCBI's taxonomy places the organism in Eukaryota, Metazoa, Arthropoda, Insecta, Hymenoptera, Braconidae. The record is from RefSeq and is a predicted model, not a curated record.